This is a messenger RNA of Vitis riparia (riverbank grape), 1571 nucleotides long. RefSeq names its product protein SUPPRESSOR OF FRI 4. The coding region runs from base 116 to 1243 and encodes 375 amino acids. Gene Ontology annotation, molecular function: DNA binding. Gene Ontology annotation, cellular component: nucleus. NCBI's taxonomy places the organism in Eukaryota, Viridiplantae, Streptophyta, Magnoliopsida, Vitales, Vitaceae. The transcript has 7 exons. The record is from RefSeq and is a predicted model, not a curated record.
GUUAUUGGACGAGGGAGAAAUACAAGACGGAGAGGGAGAGGGAGAGAGAGAGAAUCCAGAAAGAGAAAAAAAGAGCGAAAAACCCUAGGAGCUAGGGUUCGUUGCGAGAUCGGAAAUGGGGAAGAAGAAGAAGAGAGUGGCAGCAAAGGUGUGGUGCUACUACUGCGAUCGUGAAUUCGAGGACGAGAAGAUACUGGUACAGCACCAGAAGGCCAAGCACUUCAAAUGCCAUGUCUGUCACAAGAAGCUCUCCACCGCCGGUGGCAUGGUCAUCCACGUCCUCCAGGUCCACAAAGAGACCGUUUCCAAGGUUCCCAAUGCAAAACCUGGCCGCGAGUCAACCGAAAUUGAAAUAUAUGGAAUGGAAGGAAUCCCACAUGAAAUCUUAGCAGCUCAUUAUGGAGAGGAAGAUGAAGAUGUCCCAUCAAAAUUGGCUAAAGUGGAGAUCCCAAGUUCACAACUUGGUGGUGGUGCAGUACCUGGAACUUUAGGAAUUGGAGUUCCUCCUCAACCAGCAUUAGGUGCAAUGCCACCAGUUUACAAUCCUGCAUUAGCAGUGCCUCCUCCUGGUUGGCCAGUUCCUGCUCGUCCCCAGCCUUGGUACUCUCAGCACCCAGCAGUCUCUAUUCCUCCUGCUCCAUUGGGGAUGACACAACAGCCUUUGUUUCCAAUACAACCUGUCAAGCCUCCUCUUCCAUCCACUAUGUCUUCUGCUCUUCAACCAUCAUUGCAAAUAACUCCUCCUGGGCUUCCCAUACCUUCACCUUCUGCUCCUUUACCUCAACCCUUGUUCCCUGUCGGUGUUAAUAACAAUUUACCUACUAAAAAUUCACCAUUUUCUACACCUAUGCUUUCAACAAGUAUUCCAUUAAGCUCUCAAGCAGAACUUAAUAGCUCAAUUGAAGCACAUUCCAGCACUAACAGUUCUCUUGCAAGUAGCUACAGUGCCCCAAGCAUUCAAGGUGGGCCAUCAAUCAACUCACAUUCUUAUGCUUCUGGUCCAAAUACUGGUGGUCCUUCAAUUGGGCCACCUCCUGUCAUUGCAAAUAAAGUUCCUGCUACUCAGCCAGCCGGCAACGAGGUGUAUUUGGUUUGGGAUGAUGAGGCAAUGUCCAUGGAGGAAAGAAGAAUGUCAUUAAUGAAGUACCAGGUGCAUGAUGAAACUAGCCAGAUGAGCUCAAUUGAUGCAGCCAUAGAUAGAAGGAUACUGGAGAGCAGGCUUGCUGGCCGAAUGGCAUUUUAGAUCUGUGGCGAUCAUAUCUCUGUAUCAUCAACAUCUGGAAUGUAGUUUGCACUUGCAAGUGAGUGCUUGUCUUCUUAAUCCUUGCUUGUCUUCUUUGCAAGAAAGGCUUAGGAGAGAGCAAUUCUUUUGACAAUGGGCUGAGGGGUCUCAGAAAAAAGUAGACAAAUUCUUUGUAUGUUCUUUAAAUUUGUUUUUUCAGAUGUCAUUGUAACUUUACAGAACAUGGUUUUGAGGUGUUCUGACAUUUCAAGUGGUGUAGUUGCUUCUAGGUAUACCAUUAAGACUUUGGGAAUCUUUUGGUGUACAUUAAUUUGUUUCCUCACUGCUC